Molecule: messenger RNA, 504 nt
Organism: Parasteatoda tepidariorum (common house spider)
Lineage: Eukaryota; Metazoa; Arthropoda; Arachnida; Araneae; Theridiidae
Source: RefSeq, a predicted model, not a curated record
AUGGUAGUAAACAAAUGUGUUAGAACUUUAGUGGCAAAUAAGGAUAAGAGUUUUGUUAGAGAAUUAUCGAUGCUAGUGGUUGACAAAAAUACUGAUCUCAUUCAAAAUAGAAUAAUUGAUGUGGAUGUUAGUGUUUCAGAGUUCGUGUCAUUAGCUGAUAAUAAUUUCAACAUACCUGAGAAAAUUGAUAUGUUAUUAGGUGCGGAGGUGUUCUACGAAUUGUUGCAGCCGGAACGAUUUUUUGCUGAAAAUUCCAAAUUGUUGUUGCAAAAUACUGUGUUUGGUUUUGUCGUGAGUGGCAGCGUUGAUCAGGUAGAUGUUGGUCAGGUUCAUUGUGGGUUGAUUCUUGAUGAUGACUUGAAUAAAACUUUAAAACGAUUUUGGGAAAUUGAAAAUGUCGAAGUAGAAUUUGCAAAGGAUGCAGAGGCGUCUUUGUGUGAGGAUCAUUUUGUAAGCACCCAUAGAAGAAAUGCUGAUGGUAGAUAUGUAGUUGCAAUGCCCUGA